AACAUGUCGGUUCACAUCUCGUGUGAGUUGGUACUAAUAAGUAGUUUCCGCCGGUCGACAAUGUGGAAGUAAGAAAGUUAUCAAGUGUACAGGCAAUGGCUAUGCAAACUGCUGUUGUCUAUGGCCGUUUGAUUGCUUCACAUGCCAGGCAAUUUGUGGCACCGCUUCUGAAACGACAGAGCUCUUCGAAGCUUCAACUCAUCACCGCGAGUUGUGGGUUUUCAAAAGAUCUUGCCCCGGGAAAAAGCAAAUUCUUACAUGGAGAAGAUGCCUUCUUUAUCGCCCAUAAUAGUGCCUCUGACGUGCUAGGGGUUGCUGAUGGAGUGGGUGGAUGGCGUCAGUAUGGAAUUGACUCUUCUCUCUUUUCAAGUGCUCUCAUGGAAAGCUGUAAAAGAUUUGUGAUAGAAGGAGGGCUUGAGACACCAUCCCCAAUAAAUGUUAUCAAAGCAGGAUUUCAAGAGUUAACAGAGCAUAAAGAGCCACUAUUUGGUAGCAGUACUGCUUGUAUAAUGGUUCUGGACAAGAAAAGCCAGAUGCUUCAUUCAGCAAAUCUUGGAGAUUCUGGAUUUUUGGUGAUCCGCCAAGGUUCAGUUGUGCACCAGUCAUCUGAGCAACAACAUUACUUCAACACUCCUUAUCAGCUGGCAAUCCCACCCCCCGGACAAGCUGGAGCUGUCAUAGAAGACAGCUUGGAUGCAGCAGAGAGUACUUCCUUCAGUGUUGAACAUGGAGAUUUAAUUGUGUUGGCUACAGAUGGCUUGUUUGAUAAUGUAUCAACAGAACAAAUACUUGAGCAAUUGUCACAACUUGAGGACCACAGCACAGAAAGUAUACAACACAUUACAGACUCACUGGCGAAUUUAGCGAGAACCUGUUCAUUUGAUCCAAAUUAUUUAUCUCCAUUUGCCCAGCAAGCUAGAGGUGAAGGUAUAAACAUCACAGGGGGAAAACCAGAUGACAUCACAGUCCUUAUUGCUGUAGUGUCAGAGAUUGGAGAGGACACAGAUACCUGAUAAUAAUUCACCUCUCUUUAAAGAAGAAGUGAUUGUACUUUUGCUACAUCCACCUCUUGUAAAGCAGUGGUGCAUUCUCUGGCUCAAUCUUUGGUGAGCAUUCAGUUAUUUCACAUACAAAUACACCCUGUACACCUAUACAUCAGUUAUUUCUUUAGUACCACUAAUUUCCAUUAUUGUAUUUUCACAAUCAUGUAAGGGUAAAUAUUGAAUAGCAAUUCUAUGAGGAGAUGUAUAUAAACAAUUGUUUUUUUUGUUACUCAUGUAGUGCAUAGUGUAACAUUUAAAUCUAGUCUAUUUGUGAUCUCAUUCCACUUCUCAUCUGCAUAUCUCUAACCACCUCUUAGUUCACAGUCUUAUCAUGCCAGCUUUAUAAAACAAGAACAGUUGCUUUUUCUGA
Molecule: messenger RNA, 1413 nt
Organism: Pocillopora damicornis (cauliflower coral)
Lineage: Eukaryota; Metazoa; Cnidaria; Anthozoa; Scleractinia; Pocilloporidae
Product: protein phosphatase PTC7 homolog
Biological process (GO): protein dephosphorylation
Cellular component (GO): mitochondrion
Molecular function (GO): protein serine/threonine phosphatase activity
Source: RefSeq, a predicted model, not a curated record